This is a messenger RNA of Rhineura floridana, 3190 nucleotides long. RefSeq names its product ciliary neurotrophic factor receptor (gene CNTFR). The transcript has 12 exons. Gene Ontology annotation, biological process: cytokine-mediated signaling pathway. The record is from RefSeq and is a predicted model, not a curated record. Bases 767 to 1957 code for a protein of 396 amino acids. Lineage: Eukaryota; Metazoa; Chordata; Lepidosauria; Squamata; Rhineuridae. Gene Ontology annotation, cellular component: CNTFR-CLCF1 complex; external side of plasma membrane; ciliary neurotrophic factor receptor complex. Gene Ontology annotation, molecular function: ciliary neurotrophic factor receptor activity; cytokine binding.
CUGCCUCUUUCGAAACGGCACAUUGGCCUUGUUACUUUCUUCCCCUCUCUGCUAAUGUGUGCACUCUUGUGCCAGCAUGACCUCCCUGCCGGAUGGGGGUGCCUGUGUGGAUUUAUAAGGACUGGCCUUCUCUUUAGGUCUCGAGAUUUUCUAUCUGCCAAAGAAGACAGAGGCGGAGAGAUCCCCAAGUAGACGCUAGGAAGGAGGAAGUGUGUGUGAGAUCAUAGCUUAUCGGACAACAAACUUUCAGAGAUGGAACGGACUGAACGUGUGAGAGAAAUUUGGCUUGCCUGGGCAGACCCUGGGCAUCCAACUCUGGUACGGAGGCAACCUGUCGGUAAUAACUGUCUGCCCUGUUUAGACAUCAGAGCAAACUGUUCUUGGCACAAGCCACAAAGUUGGGGGAGGAUGUUGGCACAUAUAAGAUGGAAGGCUGAGGAUGUGCACAAGGUGCAGCCCAGGUGGCCACUGAGUUCAGAGACCUUUGAAGUGAAACAAAAGAGGCCUACGAGCAAGAGAGUCCCUUCCUGCUUGCAACACACGUAUGAGGGUGGCAGGCUGGACAAGGUGCUCCGAGGCUGCAGGAACACACAGCUUGAACUGCAGUCGGGUUUUGUGGCAACAGGGACUGAAUUGGAACAAAUUGCAGGCCCUCUGGAAGUGGCUGCCUUCAUGAAUGACGGUCCUGCAGGUUCAAGGUGAAUAACACCAACGGUGGAAGGGGACCUUCAGCUCAAGAUAUCUGGUCACUUCUUUGAGUUGGUGCAUGAAAUCAAGCCUUGCCUCUCUUCAGCAUUACCUUGGCCCACCACUUCCAAAGAUGCUUCCGGAUGGAGGGUUUUCCAGUUCUUUGGUCUUAAAACACCAUAUGGCUUGCCCUGUGCCGGCGGCGUGCUAUGUGGUGCUAGCCGCGGUGGUGGUAGUUUAUGCUCAGAGACACAGCCAGCAGGAAUCUCACAUUCGCUAUGCGCAGUUGGGGACCGAUGUGACGAUAUCAUGUGGGUCCAUAGACCAGGACGCGACAGUCACUUGGGCGGCCAACAGUACCGACCUAGAUGCAUCCCAUCUCAAUGGUUCACGCCUUGUCCUUCGGAAUGUGGACCUCUCCCACAGUGGCCAGUACUCCUGCUACGAGGGAUCUUCCUGGCACCUCAAGUAUCAAGUCAUCCUCAAAGUGGGAACACCACCGAAAGAACCCAUCCUGAUGUGCCGGUCCAAUAAUUACCCCAGCGGCUUCUACUGCAGUUGGCAUCUGCCCAGCCCAACCUACAUUCCAGACAUCUUUAACAUCACCGUCAUGCACGACUCCAAGGAGAUUGUUUGUGAGAAGGACGUAUCCCUCAAGAACAAAUGCUACAUCCGGUACCUUCAUCUCUUCUCCAGCAAGAAAUACAGGGUGACUUUGACGGUCACGAACGCCCUGGGCAUCAGCUCCACCUCCAUCUCCUUUGAUGAAUUUGCGAUAGUAAAGCCGGACCCUCCGGAGAACGUCGUCGCUAAGCCAAUCCCCAACAAUGCCCGGAGGCUGCUGGUGACGUGGCAGUAUCCUUCCUCGUGGCCCGAUCCAGAGUCCUUCCCCCUGAAGUUCUUCCUGAGGUACCGGCCACUCAUCAUUGACCAAUGGCAACACGUGGAGCUGUCAGAUGGGACGACCCACAUCAUCACAGAUGCUUAUGCCGGCAAAGAGUACAUCAUCCAGGUUGCGGCCAAGGACAAUGAGAUCGGCACGUGGAGCGACUGGAGUGUGGCCGUGCAUGCCACGCCCUGGACGGAGGAACCGAAACAUCUCACCACUGAAGCCCAGGGAGCAGAGACGACAACCGCAAGCACCUCGGCAUUCGUGGUACCCACCACCACCAGCAUCCGUGGCUCAGAGGAGCAGAGCAGUGAUGGCGCCGGAGCACCGUCCUGGGUGGCUGGUCUGGUGCUGCUGGCAUUCGGCAUUCACUUUAUUUAACUCAGCCCCGCAGCCCCGCUGAGGAGGUCACCGACUCACCGGAACGUCUGUCUUUCCUUCUGUUUUGCACAUGGUCUGAAGGAUGUGUCACUUCUCUUCAUCGCUGCACUCGCUGGAAGGCUGAGUCCUGGAGAUCCAGAGCGCCCCCCCCCCCCCGGUGGCUCUCUGCCUGCCAGCCAACCUGCAGCCUUGCUGGCACUGAAUGGCCGAAUGCCUGAGGACCCCUUGAAAAGGACAGAGGAACUCUCCUCACCCAAAACAGAAAGGCAUGAAUGUGGGGUGGGAUUGGCCGGGGGGGGCGGGGGGGCCCAGACCUGCUCUGUGAAGUGGCAAGGGAGGGAGGAGCGGAAUGGGGCCUCAGCCCUCCUGGCCUCGGUCCGGAUCAUACAGCUAAACCACCAUGCCAAAGAUGCUCUGCUGGGCCAGCUUGACACCCACCACACUUGGCAACUGAAAGGGGGGGGCGCGAGCCUGGCACGGAGGGGGAGUCGCGCAGCCCUCCUGACAGCUGCGAGAGAAUGAACGGUUGAGUCCUCAGCCAGGCAAAACAAGGAGAAGGGCCAGGGGGGCGGCUCUGAUGGGUCACUGUCCUCCCCACCCACCACAGGAAAAGCAAAAGCAAACCUCUGGGAGCCACAAGACUUGUGGACACCAAGACUGAUGGUGGGGAGGGGGAAGGGGUGUUGGUUUUUACAAGAAACAAUUUGUACCUGUCGCACCUGAGUUCUCGCCUCCCCAACUGAAGCAGGGGGGGGAGUUGCUCCUGGACCACACACGACCCCCCCCCUCCGUUUGUAGCUGUGUGUCCAUUCUGUUUAUACAGAGAAACAUUUCGGUUUGUGUAUCUUAUUAUUGGGGCGUGGGAUGUAUACCUAAUGGAGCUGUAGCCAAACUGAGAUGUCCGCCCCCCCCCCCAAAAAAACACCCCUCUGUUCCUCUCCCCCCUCCCAAAGUCCUGUUUUGUAAUGAUCCUGGUCUCCAUUCCCCUUUUCCUCCGCCCCACCCCAAAUUCCAUCUCUCCCCCCCCCCCAAUCUCUCUGGUUCAAAGGGCAGUAUUUAAUACCGUGCGUCCUAUUAUUCCAAAUGAUAAAAUGCUGUAUUUGAACUUUUUAUAGAUGUAUAUAGAAAAAUUUUAAAACCACACAAACACACACACUUCUCUGAAGAAGAAAAACCACACACACACACACGCAGGAGAGAGGUUGUUCAUUAAAUGUGACCAUUUCAUUAUGA